This is a messenger RNA of Yarrowia lipolytica CLIB122, 2502 nucleotides long. RefSeq lists its product as uncharacterized. Gene Ontology annotation, biological process: endoplasmic reticulum to Golgi vesicle-mediated transport; GPI anchor metabolic process. Gene Ontology annotation, molecular function: phosphatidylinositol deacylase activity. Gene Ontology annotation, cellular component: endoplasmic reticulum. NCBI's taxonomy places the organism in Eukaryota, Fungi, Ascomycota, Dipodascomycetes, Dipodascales. The record is from RefSeq and is a predicted model, not a curated record.
AUGUGGGUGGCCUAUUCUCCAAUUGAGGGGCUUACAACUGAGCAUUCUCGACUGGCUGAAAAGUACUCCUUGUACCUGGUGAAAUCGACGCCCUACGACAUUCCGCUGCCGGUUCGACCCUCGGGUGUGCCUGUUUUGUUUGUGCCGGGAAACGCCGGCAGUUAUAGACAGAUUCGAUCGAUAUCCGACACUUGUCGAGAACUGAACGAACAGUAUGGCGGCUCUGAAAUCGACUUUUUUGCGCUGGAUUUCAACGAGGCAUACUCGGCACUGCAUGGCCGCACGCUUCUGGACCAAGCAGAAUACCUGAACGACGCUAUCAACUACAUUUUGCAAAUGUACAGAGAUAACGGAAAGGAUGUGUCUUCUGUGAUGCUUCUAGGACACUCUAUGGGAGGAGUGGUAUCUAGACUGGCCAUCAGUUUGGACAACUACAAGCCUGGAACUGUCACCACCAUUUUUACCUUGGCUUCUCCCCAUCUCGUUCCCCCAGCUACCUUUGAUGGAGACAUUCAAAAAGUGUACAACCGAAUGAACGACUUCUGGCGGUCAAACUACGCUGAUUCGGACAACAACUCGCUGAGUGACAUGACUGUGCUUUCCAUCGCUGGCGGAAAACGAGAUACCAUGGUGCCAAGUGACUACAUUAGCUUGGAUUCCGUUGUACCUUCUUCCCAUGGACUAUCGACUUUUUCCAACUCGAUCAACCGUGUGUGGACAGGCAUUGAUCACGAUGCAAUGAUGUGGUGUCAUCAACUGCGACGCCAGAUUGCCAUUGCUCUUAUGAACGUGAUUGAUCGGGAUGUGAAUGGUAGAAUGGAGGUGUUUCGAAAGGUGUUUAGUGGCACGCAGACACUUUCAGAUGCAGAGGAAGACUUUGAGGAUGUGGAGGUGACUCCCGUGAAACAUGGACUACACCAGAAACUAGAAUCAGGCUGGUAUUAUGGGGAAAACGUCCAGGUUAUGACGACACAUACGGUAAACCAGGAGUCUGCUUUUGAAAGCUACGAAAUGUCUUCUGGAUCUCUUCUCAGAGCUUUCGAAUGUCGCUCCAAGUCUGGAUCUUCGUUCAAAGGAUGCAGAAAGAUCUUCCCUUUGCUUGUCCCUGGAAGCAAUGACGCUGUUAUUGCCUUCGCUGAAACUGAACAUUACCUUCUUUUGGAUGUUUCUUCUUCUUCAGACUGGAUCUCCAUCGAUCAGGUGUCUCAGAAGAGCGCUAGCUUCGACUUUGUCACCGGAGCUACAAUCUCCACUUCCAAUACCAUCUCCACUGAUAUUUCCUUCCCCAAAUUGACUUCUGGACUCGUUUCUUACAAGGUCAGUGUCUCGAAGGGAGUGCAGCUUGUUCGACAAUACGUUCAACAAAAUUCUAGUCGAGUAUACGACUCUAAGUACCUUGUGCCUCACAACGGGGUAGUUGACGUAUCGUUCCAUGGAGAUGUCCCCUUUGUUCCUUAUUUUCAGUCAUCUCCUCUUCAUCUACAGGUCUUUGGAGGGGGUCAUGUGACUAUCCGGGUGGACUGGAUCGGUUCUCUGGGUAACCUAUUUAUGCGGUAUCGCAUUCUCUUCAUUUCUCUUCCUUCUGCUAUCUUGUAUGCAAUCUUUUUGGUACAGUUCCAUGCAGGUACUGCCAGGUUUCUGUCUCUUCGACAAAGUACAAGUAUCUUUAUUAACCGUUACCUACUUACUUCAUGCUUGGCUGGGUCUGGUAUUGCCUAUUUGACGGGACUUUCACAAGUCAGAGACUUUCUACAUCUCAUUCAGAUCCCUAUUACCAAGACCUUUGCCGUUGACCCUUCAUACACUAAGAACGACUUGUUUUUAGGACUCAGCGGAGUCUCUGGGACAGUUCUGGCACCUAUCUUCACUGUCUUCUCCACCGGUAUGGUUGUUUUGAUCACAGAACUGGUCAUGGGAUUGACUUCUCUUCUGUCCUUCUGUUUCAAAAGCACUACAACUGCCCAGUCAGAGUCAGAAUCAGGCGACCCUAUCAGCGAUCUUUUACACAAGAGAACUGUUUUUGUGGCUGUCAUUUCUGUUCUGGUUCUGCUGUUCUUUCCCUACCAGCUGGCCUUUACUCUGGCCACUGUGGCUCUUCUGGUGAUGACUGCGUACUUCAAGUCCAACAAAGCUCCGCAGGAACAAUCAUUCAACAACUACAUUUCCACCAUCUGUGUUCUCAUGACUUGGACAUGUAUCAUAAAUGCUCCUGUGCUGGCAGUCUGGAUUCAGGGCAUUGUUGUUCAGCGAUCAAUGACCUUUUCUUCCCAUCACAACCUCGUUUCCAUUCUCCCCACACUGCUGUUUGUGGAAAACCUAUCCUUCAGGCGUAUUCCCAGUGGUUCUUCCAUCACUUCUCUCUUGUUGGCAUACACCAGUCUGCACUGUUUGUUCUAUGGAAUGAUGCAGGCAUUCAUGAUCCACCAUGGAUUCAACCUGUUGGCCACCUGGCUCCUUUGCAUGUCCUACAAAAAGGUCUUUUUCAAGUCCAAGCAUGAGUAA